Cuscuta epithymum is the source of this 7254-nucleotide messenger RNA. NCBI's taxonomy places the organism in Eukaryota, Viridiplantae, Streptophyta, Magnoliopsida, Solanales, Convolvulaceae. The record is from the annotation of a GenBank genome assembly.
AUGGAACUCAAAUUGUACUAUGUAAAUGGUGAGGAGAGAUUAAUGAGAAUAAGAGAGCUUGGACAUUAGCCUAAAAAGUCCCGUGGUUUUCUCCCUUUCGGGUUUCCACGUAAAAACUGAGCUUGUUCAUACACAUUCAUACAUAUAUUUACUAUAUCGUGUUGGAUUAAACUCAACACUGGCGCCGUAUGUGGGAAUCUGUCCAAAAAGAUUCACGUUGUUCUUCAUUUCAAUUCUAUAAAAAAAAAAUUGAUACGACAUGAACUGGUUUUCAACAAAGAAAAGUGAUUCGGAAGAAAAAAUUCUACAAAAAAUGAUUCUGGGAAAAGAAGAAGAUACAGAUCUGGAUUCUUCACAUCUGGAACAUCCCAACCUUCGCCGGAAACUGCCAGGGCCGCCGGGAAUCGCCAUAACCGUCCAUGCUGCGUCGGCACCAUCAACUGAAGGUCGCUGCUCACUGGACCUCACUGUGGCAGCUCGAAAGUGACUGGUGCCGCCUCAGAUGGUUAUCAUCGUCUCCAGUAAACCAGGAGCGAUGGUUUCCGACACUCUUCGCGGUAUUUACGGUCUUUUGCCUCCGUUACAGGGUCGCCGGUCACCAUUCACGGCUAGCUUAUCCACCUCGCCGCCAACCUAAGCUUCCUUGAUUUCCGACAUUAAUGGUGACUUGGAGUUCUCGAGAGCCAAAUAUCUGACCAGGGCUGAUCCCUCGCCGAAGACAAGCCUCCAUGGCCGCCGUUGAGCUGCCAUGGCUCCAUUGCUGCCGUCAAUCAGGGGCCGAACGAUACUGCCCUUCCUUGGUGGGGUGCUCAUUUGCCUCUCCACAAGAUGCUCCUCACUUGGCUAAGAGCAGGCCACGUACAAAGCCCGAAGUCCAAGAGUGGAAUUAGCAACAAAGACGGGGCACCAAGCAUUAUUUUGGGCGGUCAACGUACGUAGCAGGACAUUAUUUGGAGUGUGUUGGCUCAGUCAACAAUCAGACCAUUAUUUGGACAAGUCUUCCAUAGUUGCUUCCCGGCUAAAGGGCACGACUUCAAAGCUAAGUAUUUUAAUUCCAUCAUACGCUAAUUAAACACUUUAGUAGUUGAAAACUUGAAAUAUUGCUAGUAUAUUAUCCCAUUAUUUAAUAGGGAUUAAAAUGUCCCAGAAUUAAAUAUUGUGAGCGAUGCUCUAAGUGAUAAUUAAUUUCACUGUCAUUUUAAUUAAUGAUGGGUUGUGGUGGGCCCGUUGGCCCGCUCCUGAUCGGCUUUAAUUAGCGGGCGGAGCAUACCGGAAUGGCCUUUGAUAGGAUAACAUCAUUACUAUUACCUGUUAUAUCACUAGCUAUUAUUUAUUAGGGAUAAAAUGUCCCGAAUUAAAUAAUGUGGAGCGAAGCUCUAAUGAUGGUUGGUUCAGCCAACAUUUUAUUGAAUAUUUAAUUUCUUGUGGGCAUGUUGGCCCACUCUCGAUCAGCUUGACUAAGUGAUCCGAGCGUCUCCAGAAAGGCGAUGACCCGACGACGCAUUUUAAUUUGAGGGUUGCGCAUUAGUCCGCAUGGCACUACGUGCCCGAUCGACGAUCAUACCCCAAUGUAAUCUACGCCAUUAGGCGCGAAGUGACUAUUGCCAAACGUGGCCUAUGGGGCCCGGGGGCACCAAAUCACUCAACCUCGUUUUUCCGAGGGCAGUGCGACCAACUUGGGUCUGAGUUUGAAAACUCACAGACCGAUGAAUAUCUCUAUGUGACGUUCGGUGGGCUGCUUAUUGGCCCCGCCGCGAGCUGCUACGUCCAUUAACCCCGCACGAUGAGCCGGGCCGAGGGUCACGAUGACCCAUAGGCCGGUAAUCGUGGAUGUUAAAGAGAAAGCCAUGCAGAUGGUUAUGUGUGCAUAUUUAUUGUCAGGCCGUGCGGCCCGUUACCAUGCUUAUUGCGCAGCUGAAGUCGCUCGACGCGCUCGAGCGAAAGGAUUAAAAGACGAUCGGCCUAAGUCUCAAAGACGUUCAAAGCCAGCUAAAGUGGAGACCAUCACGACUGAGAGCCGAUAGUCGAGCAUCUCCACUCAGAGGUCGAGAGCCUAGAGGAGACCACCACGGUUGAAAACCGUGGGACGAGCAUCUCCACCCCAGAGACCGAUGGCCUAGGAAGAACACCUAGAGGCCGAGGGCCUAGAGGCGAAUGCCAUGACAGAGAACCGUGAGACGAUCACCCGUCAUUCAGAGGCCGAGGGCCUAGAAGAGAUCGUCACGGCCGAGGGCCGUCUGACGCCAUCAUUACAUCAUGACCGGCCCCUCGGCACGGCAUGAUCAUCAUAUUUGAAGACCGGCCUCGUCCCCGCACUGCGCGGAUGAGAACCGUUUCUUGGAUUUCAGGUCGGCCUAUCAUUACCGACAUCAUUACAUCAUGACCGGCCCCUCGGCACGGCAUGGUUAUCUUAUUUGAAGACCGGGCUCAUCCCCGCGAUGCGUGGAUGAGGACCGUUGCUUGAUUUCAGGUCGGCCUCUCAUUGCCGACACCAUUAUAUCACGACCGGCCUCCCGGCUCGGCGUGCUUUCCAUAUUUGAAGACCGGUUUCAUCCCCGCUCCUCGCGGAUGACGGCCGUUGCUUGUUUUCUCAGAUCGGCCUCUCAUUGCCGACACCAUUAUAUCACGACCGGCCUCCCAGCUCGGCGUGCUUUCCAUAUUUGAAGACCGGCCUCAUCCCCGCUCCUCGCGGAUGAGGGCCGUUGCUUGAUUCUUUCAGGUCGGCCCCUCAUUGCCGACACUAUCAUGUUAUGUUCGGCCUCUCGGCACGACAUAUUUAUCUUUUGAAGACCGGUUUCAUCCCCGCGCUGCGUUGGAUGAGAGCCGUUGCUCGGAUACAUCGGCCUGACCGGACACUAUUGCCAUCUCCUCAUCAGGACCGACUGCUCAGCGACAUUAUGAUCAUUGUUUGUCGGCUCCCAAUGCCGACCCUCUUGAGUUUGCGAUCGGGCUCACGACUCCCCUCCAGGAAGGUGACCAUCGCCUUCGCAUGACGACCAGCUAUUCUAUCGCCUCGUCAUUAUAUUCGUUCGCUAUGCCACCACCAUUAUGUGUGACAUCCCGUGAUCCAUGUGAGUUUCUUGGAUACCGAAUGUCUUCUUCGAUGUAGGAAGAUCGGUAGGACCACGGACCAGGGACGGACAAAGAAGAGCUAGGGAAUCUCGUUGUAGAUAAACCUGUUCCUCCUUGCGAGUUUCGCGGAUACCGAACGUCUCUUCGAAGCAAGAGCGCCGGUAGGACCAAAAACCAAGGAUGAACGAAGAAUAUAGAUUGCCUCCCUCAAAAAAAAAAGAAAAGAAAAGAAAAGAUGGGGAGAAGAGGACGUGAGCUCCUAUGUGGAAGGGAAUCUUGCCCGGGCGUGCCAGAUCUUCUCCCACCGCCGAAGACGAACGCCUCUCGAUGUAGAGGUUAGUAGAGACGCGGAGGGGGCUAGACGAACCAAGGGAGCUUUGCCAAGAUAAACCUGUUUAUCCCACAACGACCAUGGAUCGAUGGACGUGGGAUAACAAAGCCGGGAACCCGUGAGGGUAAACCAGUUCGUCCCUGCGAGUUCCUUGGGUACCGAACGUCUUCUUCGAGGCAAGAGACGCCGGUAAGACUAAAAGGACCACGGACGAACAAAAAAAAAGGGGGAAUCUCGAUGUAGAUAAACCUGCUCCUCCUUGCGAGUUUCGAGGAUACCGGACGUCUCUUCGAAGUAAGGACGCCGGUAGGACCAAGAACCAAGGACGAACGAAGACUAAAAGACUCCAAAAAAAAAAAGAUGUCAGAAGAGCACGGAGCAAAGAAUGAUUUUAUCCCUUGGCGCUAUUGGCUGGGAAGUACAAACUGAAAAACAUAUGUAAAGAAUAGUUACAAAACUUAAGUACGAAGAAUGAAGUGGCCGACGACGAUCGGCUAACAUCAGGCUUUCUUUUGCCUUGGACGACGAAUACCAGCUCCCCAGAUCAGACAGAGGGACGACACCCAGGUCCACCCUUCCUCCCAGGAUGAAGUCCUGACAGACGAUCGGCUUCUCAUAAGCCAGCCAAGACGGACCGCGCCUAGAUUUCACGGUUCGGCUCGCCCAUUCCCUCCAGGAUGGCGACGAACGUCUUAUGCAGCACGAUCGGCUUCUCAGCGCCAUCGUGUCUCUUUCACGUUCGGAUCGCCCCAUUCCCUCCAGGAUGGCGACGAACGUCUUAUGCAGUGCGAUCGGCCCCUCACGCCAUUGUACCUAGCUCACGUUCAGCUCGUCCAUCCCUUCCAGGGUGGCGACGAACAUCUUAUGCAUCACGAUCGGCCCCUCAGCGCCAUCGUGUCCAGACUCACGGUUCGGCUCGCCCAUUCCCUUCCAGGAUGGCGACGACCGUCUUAUGCAGUGCGAUCGGCCCCUCGACGCCAUCGUACUUGGCUUCACGGUUCGGCUUGCCCAUUCCCUCCAGGAUGGCGACGACCGUCUUAUGCAGCACGAUCGGCUUUUCAGUGCCAUCGUGUUUCUUUCACGUUCGGAUCGCCCCAUUCCCUUCGAGGAUGGCGACGAACGUCUUAUGCAGUGCGAUCGGCCCCUCAGCGCCAUCGUACUUGGCUUCACGGUCCGGCUCGCCCAUUCCCUCCAGGAUGGCGACGACCGUCUUAUGCAGCACGAUCGGCUUCUCAGCGCCAUCGUGUCUCUUUCACGUUCGGCUCGCCCAUUCCCUUCGAGGAUGGCGACGAACGUCUUAUGUAGUGCGAUCGGCCCCUCAGCGCCAUCGUACUUGGCUUCACGGUUCGGCUCGCCCAUUCCCUCCAGGAUGGCGACGACCGUCUUAUGCAGCACGAUCGGCUUCUCAGCGCCAUCGUGUCUCUUUCACGUUCGGAUCGCCCCAUUCCCUUCCAGGAUGGCGACGAACGUCUUAUGCAGUGCGAUCAGCCCCUCACGCCAUUGUACCUAGCUCACGUUCAGCUCGUCCAUCCCUUCCAGGGUGGCGACGAACGUCUUAUGCAUCACGAUCGGCCCCUCAGCGCCAUCGUGUCCAGAUUCACGGUUCGGCUCGCCCAUUCCCUUCCAGGAUGGCGACGACCGUCUUAUGCAGUGUGAUCGGCCCCUCGGCGCCAUCGUACUUAGCAUCACGGUUUGGCUCCCCCAUUCCCUCCAGGAUGGCGACGACCGUCUUAUGCAGCACGAUCGGCUUCUCAGCGCCAUCGUGUUUCUUUCACGUUCAGAUCGCCCCAUUCCCUUCGAGGAUGGCGACGAACGUCUUAUGCAGUGCGAUCGGCCCCUCAGCGCCAUCGUACUUGGCUUCACGGUUCGGCUCGCCCAUUCCAUCCAGGAUGCCGACGACCGUCUUAUGCAGCACGAUCGGCUUCUCAGCGCCAUCGUGUCUCUUUCACGUUCGGCUCGCCCAUUCCCUUCGAGGAUGGCGACGAACGUCUUAUAUAGUGCGAUCGGCCCCUCGGCGCCAUCGUACUUGGCUUCAUGGUUCGGCUCGCCCAUUCCCUCCAGGAUGGCGACGACCGUCUUAUGCAGCACGAUCGGCUUCUCAGCGCCAUCGUGUCUCUUUCACGUUCGGAUCGCCCCAUUCCCUCCAGGAUGGCGACGAACGUCUUAUGCAGUGCGAUCGGCCCCUCAGCGCCAUCGUACUUGGCUUCACGGUUCGACUCGCCCAUUCCCUCCAGGAUGGCGACGACCGUCUUAUGCAGCACGAUUGGCUUCUCAGCGCCAUCGUGUCUCUUUCACGUUCGGAUCGCCCCAUUCCCUCCAGGAUGGCGACGAACGUCUUAUGCAGUGCGAUCGGCCCCUCAGCGCCAUCGUACUUGGCUUCACGGUUCGGCUCGCCCAUUCCCUCCAGGAUGGCGACGACCGUCUUAUGCAGCACGAUUGGCUUCUCAGCGCCAUCGUGUCUCUUUCACGUUCGGAUCACCCCAUUCCCUCCAGGAUGGCGACGAACAUCUUAUGCAGCACGAUCAGCGCCCCAUCGCCAUCGUGUCUGGCUCACGUUAGGGUCGCCCAUCCCUUCCAGGAUGGCGACGAACGUUUUAUGCAGCACGAUCAGCGCCCCAGCGCCAUCGUGUCUGGCUCACGUUAGGGUCGCCCAUCCCUUUCAGGAUGGCGACGAACGUCUCUUAUGCAGCACGAUCAGCGCCCCAGCGCCAUCGUGUCUGGCUCACGUAGGGUCGCCCAUCCCUUUCAGGACGGCGACAAACGUCUCUUAUGCAACACGAUCAGCGCCCCAGCGCCAUCGUGUCUGGCUCACGUUAGGGUCGCCCAUCCCUUUCAGGAUGGCGACGAACGUCUCUUAUGCAACACGAUCAGCGCCCCAGCGCCAUCGUGUCUUGCUCACGUUAGGGUCGCCCAUCCCUUCCAGGAUGGCGACGGACGUCUCUUAUGCAGCACGAUCAGCGCCCCAGCGCCAUCGUGUCUGGCUCACGUUCGGGUCGCACACUCCUUCCAGGAUGGCGGCGAACGUCUCUUAUGCAGCAUAAUUUGCCUCUCGGCGCUGACAUGCUCGAGUUCUCGUUGAGGGCUACCGCUCCUAUCACAUCUUGCAUUCCCUCUCUCAUACAUUGCACCCAUACAUUACAUGCAUUCAUGCAUCAUACCUCAUACAUUCAUACAUACACAUGUGCAUCAUGUUUUGACAGUACCGCGACGUCGGUUUAUAGAUGCAUGGACCUCUAAGCUUCUCCGUUGGAAAGCUCGAGUCAGAGUCCUUUACUCUCGCCUGAUGCAUUCAGGGGGAGCGUGCCCGUGGAGGAGCACCCUUCGCCCGACCCCGUCGGGAACGGGGGUGCCUCACCGGCAGCUUACGUUCAGGAGUGUGUAUAUCCACUCAUAUAUUAUGAUUAUUCGAAGACACAGGUUCCAGCUAGACCGAGGUAAAGCACAGGCAAGAGUAUAUUUUCUCGAGCAGAUUCACACGCUCACUACUCAAGAAACUGGGGGACUUGUGUUGGGAUAUAUUAUCCCGGCCUAUUACUGUUCAGGAGCCCAAGACAUUAUUCAGUACGGAGCCCGAGCAGCUAGGCCCAUUUUGGCCCAUCCGGCCCACUUUAGCCAUUUGGGCCCACUCCGGCCCAUGCAGCCCAUUAGGGCGGAGAGCAUCCCCUGCCCCUGUUCUCUAUAAAUAUGGGAGUUUCCCUCCAUAUUAGGGCCCUUCCUUAGCUUCUUCUUCCUUCUUUCUCUCUAGCUAGCUAGCUCAAUACUCUAUAAAUGGAGCUCAAAUUGUACUAUGUAAAUGGUGAGGAGAGAUUAAUGAGAAUGAGAGGGCUUGGAUAUUAGCCUAAAAAGUCCCG